AUGGAAGGAGUAUCAGAAGAUCUGACACAAGAGCUCCAAACUGUUGCUGACGACAUCGGAAAAGAUUGGAAACGCCUACUCCGCCGGCUUGGUCUAAAAGACGUCGACAACGUCUUAGACCAAGUUGAGCACAGCUACAAAGACGACCUUGUCGAGAUGGCCUACCAGGGUCUUCGGAAGUGGAGACAACAGGAAGGCAAGGAGGCGACUCUGCAGAAGCUGCUAGUAGCCCUGGAGAAGAUUUGUCGGCGUGACCUGACCGACAAGCUGUUCGCUGAUCGUGCUGUUGACACCAGUACAGAGAGAACUGCGCUAACCCACCGUCCUUCUGAUCCAGACACUGAGCAAACUGUGCCUAAGCAGCUGAUGUCAGAAGACACCCCAUGCUCUGCACGUUCUGAAAAACAAAAGUGCCUCCCAAGGUUGCUUAAGACUCUUAAAGAGCGUCUCACAGUCAGGCGGAGAGCUGUCAUUGGUAUCCAUUGA
Branchiostoma floridae (Florida lancelet) is the source of this 486-nucleotide messenger RNA. Its product is annotated as FAS-associated death domain protein-like. Lineage: Eukaryota; Metazoa; Chordata; Leptocardii; Amphioxiformes; Branchiostomatidae. Gene Ontology annotation, biological process: signal transduction. The transcript has a single exon. Bases 1 to 486 code for a protein of 161 amino acids. The record is from RefSeq and is a predicted model, not a curated record. Gene Ontology annotation, molecular function: protein binding.